CUCACCAACGACUUUCUCCAGGGAUUGUGUGUCCACAGCCAAGCCAAUCCAAACUAGUCCGCCACAACGGAAAAGACGAGCUGUGUAGUGUUUUUGGGUUGCCAGGGAAAGAGAUACUCACUUUGGUUCGUUCCUUGGUUUGAAGCGACGGACUGCAAGAGCGAGCACCGGAAUCCUUAGUGCCGGUCCAACGCACGAACGCAACGCGGUGAGCGUUGAACGUACACUCCGCGCUCCCUCGUCCGAGGCUAGUCGCAAUAGCUGUUAAAUUCUCCCGCAACUCUACCGUGUCGCAACAUUCGCAACCACACCAACCAUCACAGUUUGGUUCCAACCAUCCAUCCAUCCAUCCAUCCAAGUAUGGUCCCCGAUCCGUAUCGAACGCUCGAUCUGCCGCACACGGCAAGUCCGGCAGAAAUUAAAACAAGGUAUCGUCUUUUGGCUCGACGGUACCAUCCAGAUCGAGUGACGACUGCCUCCAAGGCAGAGCAGACCGCAGCCACCGACAGAUUUUCUACGAUUGCCUCAGCGUAUGCCCUGCUUGCCGACGAACGCACGAAAGCCCAAUACGAUCACGUCUACCGGUACGGAGGCCAUGAUGUGGAGCAGCCAGUUAGCGGCUCCUCGCGGAGUACAGCACAGCGUAGGGCACACUCCGACACUGUGUCCAGAAAAGGGAUCGGCUAUACCUGCACCAAUCCACUCGCGUACUUGUGGACGCAGGGGAAAGUGUACUCGACCAGGACCAUGGCGGGUGUCUCCUUACCGAGUCGCUUUCCAAUGCCUGGCUCUGGGACCCAAAAUAUUCAGUUUGCCUUUUCGUCGGGACAAUACUACCGAAACGGCAACGGGGAACGGCAGUAUGUUUCCCGGACAACGCAAUUUCUCGACGGUAAAAAAGUCACGCGCGUCGAGACGACCACCAUUCAUGCGGACGGGCGCCGAGACGUGACAACUGUGGAUGACGACCGGGGAACGACAACACGACACUUUAAAUCACCAUCGCAAAAAGGAUCCAACGCCACCUGCUCAUUGCAACAAAAUCAGCAGGCCUCCGUAAACGAGCACUGGUUUGUCCAUGCCUGGCAUGACUUCAAGGACAAAGUGUCCAUGUGCUACAAUCCGUGCACCGAUGUGGCGGCAGCCGAAUGA
Messenger RNA from Phaeodactylum tricornutum CCAP 1055/1, 1152 nucleotides. RefSeq lists its product with no specific name. The record is from RefSeq and is a predicted model, not a curated record. The coding region runs from base 361 to 1152 and encodes 263 amino acids. The transcript has a single exon. Gene Ontology annotation, cellular component: cytoplasm. Gene Ontology annotation, biological process: protein refolding. Lineage: Eukaryota; Bacillariophyta; Bacillariophyceae; Surirellales; Neidiaceae.